Molecule: messenger RNA, 2202 nt
Organism: Aspergillus alliaceus
Lineage: Eukaryota; Fungi; Ascomycota; Eurotiomycetes; Eurotiales; Aspergillaceae
Product: Mis6 domain protein
Exons: 4
Coding region: 1-2202 (733 amino acids)
Cellular component (GO): nuclear body; kinetochore; cytosol
Source: RefSeq, a predicted model, not a curated record
AUGUCGUCCGAUACAGAUAGAGAUGCAGAGUCUAGGCCUACUGGCCUGCUAGAUGCUAUCGAGCACCUGGAAGCAGUUGCCUUUGUACCUUCGAAGCAACGAUAUACAGAUGCCGGUCAACUGGCCAAAACAAUUGCUACGCACGCGUAUGAGAGCGGGAUCUCCCAGGCCACGCUUGAGCGUCUGGUUAAUAUUCUCACGGCGCGCAGUCAACUUGACCAAGGUACAAUUACCACUUUAAUCAAGAAUCUAUAUCCUGUGGAAAGUGUGCCAUCCAAACUCGUCACGCAGAUCGUGUGCUGCCUUGGUCCCAACAAGAACAAACCGUCACCCGCAACCCAGUCUUUACUCUUGCGAUGGCUGCUCAUGGUACAUGAAUUCCUCGCCGACAGGUCCCACUUAUCAAAGCUCUACGCCGUGCUUUUCAAUCACCUUGACAUGAUGAGUCUACGCAAACCCCUAUGCCAUCUUCUUUCUUUGAUCACCAGGCGCAAACAUGUCAAGCCAUUUAGGAUACAAGCCCUUAUGGAAUUGGUUGUUACUGCAUGUGGCGAUGAGCGAGAACUUAUUACAUUACUCAAAGUCUUCAAGAACUACUGUCCGGAUGUCAUUAUCGGGGACUUAGGUGUGGCAGGAAGGAAGGGACUCUUCUUCAAGCAUCCUGAUCCUGAAUGGUCUAGCCAUGUGAGAUUUCUCCAAGACACAAACAUGGAAAGGCUACAAGCUACUCAGCCCGCGAACUUCCAAGUGGUUCGCCGCGGAAUUUCGAAGAGGAGCAAAAUGGAGGUUCUUGUACCAGAUGUUCAGACUUCACGCGUCUCCUAUAACCACACAUCAUUGGAAGAACUACGUGGCGUAGACCACUUCAUUGACAAGCUUGACAAAAUCGAGCUACCAAAUCAGAUUAUAUCUAUGUUUGGAGAUGCCAUUGCCCAGAAGUAUUUAUUCCUUGUUCAAUCUGAGUCUGCAAGUCGCCGUUUAGAUGAUUGGUGCGGGAGUUUCUUUAACGACAACUUGGAGUAUGCCGAAGAUAACGACGAGAGACUCGAGUCUCUGAGUUAUAUACUGACCCUUGCUGUAGGUUACGUACAGUACACGAAGGAGAUUCCUCCGGCAAUUGCCACUUUCCUGCAGUCGUACCUUCUGUCAUGGAACGGUAGAGACUUGAGAGAGCAGAUAUUCUAUCUUCUUGAAUACCUUGAUAUCGAGAAUUACGACUCCAUACAGAACAACUUUUUGAUGCCAUUGGAAUCUGCAGUACUUAUGGAUAGGCACUUUCGCAAGUCUAAUCUUUUAGAUUUCUAUUCUUCGUUAAUUCGCCAAUGGGGGGUCAAAUUAAGGACCCUGCCAUUUACGUUGGAAGAAUCAAAACCAUUAGGCCGUCUUAUCUCGCACGCGGAGCUAUUGGCAUUGUCAAUCCUUGAAUCCCCUGCGGCAGCUCCGCAGACUCCUGCUGGGAAUACUGAGAGCUCAAGACCGGCCACCUUAUCUAUUAUUGAAUUCUAUUGUGUUUUGGCCGAAUUAUUCUCCCAUUCGUACCUGAACGGAAAUAUCCGCAUCACAAUUCCAAUGGCUCCCACCGUGUAUAUCCUCGUCUUCACUCCGAUCAAUUCUAUCAUCUCGAUAAUGAGCUCCGUGCUUGCUAGCUAUAAAUCGUCCUUCGAAGCAUCCCUGACUUCUCAGGUGCUCCAAGCCCCGGGAUCCUCCGAGUCUCUCUAUCCAACACAGUUAGUUGGUCAAUUCAAUGGCUAUAUCAUGGAUAUAUGCAACCUCCUGUGGCGAAAUCGAGGCCUUAACGGAGAGGACCCAAACGCACUGGGCUGUCUGGUACCACCUCCUACCAUCGCUGCUCUCACCCAAUAUGUCCGGGAUACAACCGACAGCUCUCGAGAAAGGAAGCGAGAGGCAACGUAUGCUUAUAAUGUAUCUUCGAUAUUCUCACUUAGCCACAAUGUUGCACUAUGCAAUAUGUCAGCUGCUUGUUUUGCAGAUAUCGAAGAAGAAAACAAUCUCAGCGAGGACCAGCCAAAGCUGAGGAGACCGGUAACCCAAAAAGCACUUAGUGCCUUGGAGAAGGAAGGUGGUAUCAAGGUUACCUGGCAGGAAUACAGAGUGAGAAUGCUUGACUGGUUGGAUUCGACAGGAAGUACUGGCAUUGGCAGCUUAAUGCGGAGUACAAUGAAGGCUUUACGGAAGGAGUGA